AUGAUGCCCUUCGUAAGGGCGCUCCCUAACGCUCGUUGCUGUCUUUGCCAUCUCUCGCGCUGUGUCACACGGCCGGUGCCUACUACAACACGUUGCCUAUCCUCUUCCAAUUCUCGAUUACGACAACAAUACCGCUAUAUCUCAGGCUCCUCUAUAGCUUCACGGCGCAACAACGACUUCAAUUCAGGCUUCAGCAGCAGCUAUGACCCAUCAAUCGAUGCGGGGCGCGGCCCCAUGUUCAACAAGACCAACUUUGGCGUACCGCAGUUCUACCCACGCGAUCUCAAGAAAAGAGUGGACGACUACGUCGUUGGCCAGGACCGGGCUAAGAAGACAAUAUGCGCAACCAUCUUCAACCACUACCAGAAUCUACGGCGAAGACACCAACAUGAGCACGAAGACCGGAACAGACGGGACAAGGUAAUGCGCCAGAGGUUUGCGAGAGACAGAGAACUGCAUCAGAAGCGUCGUGAGAUGCACCCUGUCGAAGGUCAGCGUGUACAUGGUUCUAUCCCUGGGCGCUACGCUGCUGAUACUCUUAAAGAUGAGUUCCCGGGCCAUAAUGAGUCGGUCCGUGCGCUUCACGAUAACCACGAAUUCGAUGACGACCCAAUGGACCAUCUCUAUGUUGCAGAGGAUACAACAGUUCCCGACCACGUCAAGAUAGACAAGAGUAACCUCCUUCUGGUCGGCCCCACGGGCGUUGGCAAGACCUACAUACUAGAAACACUAAGCAAAAAGAUAAACGUACCCUUCUCUAUCUGUGACUGCAACUCCUUCACUCAGGCUGGAUACAUAGGACAGGACGUUGAGACCUGCGUUGAGCGGCUCCUUAUCGAAGCCAACUAUGACAUCAAGGCAACAGAGCACGGUAUUAUUGUUCUAGAUGAAUUCGACAAGAUUGCAAGGCGCGAAACGACUACUGGUCGGGAUGUUGGGGGCGAGGGUGUUCAGCAGGCGCUGCUGAAGCUCGUUGAGGGAACAAAAAUCACCAUCAAUGUCAAGGACAACCGCUCAUCCCGAUCUACGCCACCUAUCACAACGAACUACAGCGCAUCUGGGCCAUCUUCCUCGACUCCUCAGGCGACUCCUCCAGGUGGCAAGGUUGACCAGUAUACUAUUGACACUACUAACAUCCUCUUUGUGUUCUGCGGCGCCUUCGUCGGGCUAGACAAGGCGGUCCUAAAGAGGGUCGCAAGACCGACGAUGGGGUUCGGCGGAGAACUUAGGGGACGCUCCUCCAUGCCUGGCAACAAGCAAACCCUGCCGGCAGAAACAUAUAUGCAUUUGCCUCACCACAACCCUCAAUCAGCUUCAUCGUUCACGCCGUUGGAUCUCACCACUCCUGCUGAUCUACAAAGCUUCGGUUUCAUACCCGAGCUGAUAGGGCGCCUACACAAUAUCUGUGCUCUUAGCCCGCUUUCUCAAGAAGAUCUUUUACGUAUUCUAACUGAACCCAAAAACAGCCUUGUUGCUCAGUAUACCGCUCUUUUCGAGACGUACCCUUCGCGGUUAUUCUUCACAGAGAAAUCCUUACAUGCUAUCGCGGAGCGAGCUGCUGCUUCAGAAACAGGGGCCCGAGGUCUCAAGAUGGAGAUGGAACGUGUCCUAGCAGAGCCCAUGUUUGAUGCUCCGAUGCCUUAUGUACUCAUCACCGAGGCAUGCGUAAAGGGGACGGAGAAAGCAGGAUACUGGGGCAAAGACGGCCGGUUUGAGGUGGACAGAAGAAUGCAGGCAGAAGAGAUGAACCCAGCCAUAGGGGAACCCGAGAACACAUUUGAAAAGUAUCGAGAAGCUGGACAGAGCGGUGGCUAA
Messenger RNA from Fusarium fujikuroi IMI 58289, 1815 nucleotides. Its product is annotated as related to MCX1 protein. Gene Ontology annotation, biological process: proteolysis; protein catabolic process. The record is from RefSeq and is a predicted model, not a curated record. Gene Ontology annotation, molecular function: ATP binding; ATP hydrolysis activity. The transcript has 2 exons. Gene Ontology annotation, cellular component: mitochondrial matrix. Bases 1 to 1815 code for a protein of 604 amino acids. Lineage: Eukaryota; Fungi; Ascomycota; Sordariomycetes; Hypocreales; Nectriaceae.